AUGGCUUCGCAGGUGUCGAAGAUCAAGGUCAAAAAUCCUGUUGUCGAACUGGACGGAGAUGAGAUGACCAGAAUUAUCUGGCAGGAUAUUAAGGACAAGUUCAUUUUUCCAUAUCUUGACAUUGAUUUGAAAUACUACGACUUGGGUCUUGAAUAUCGUGACCAGACCGAUGAUCAGGUUACUAUCGAUGCCGCCGAGGCUAUCAAAAAGUAUGGAGUUGGCGUCAAAUGCGCCACCAUCACUCCUGAUGAAGCUCGUGUCAAGGAAUUUAACUUGAAGAAGAUGUGGCUAUCUCCUAACGGUACCAUCCGAAACAUCUUGAAUGGCACCGUCUUCCGUGAACCCAUUGUCAUCCCCAACAUCCCCCGUCUCGUCCCCGGCUGGAAACAACCCAUUAUCAUCGGCCGUCACGCCUUUGGUGACCAAUACCGCGCCAAAGACCAAAUCAUCCCCGGCGAGGGAACCCUCGAGAUUGUCUUCACCCCCAAGAACGGCGGCGAACCAGAACGUAUUCAAGUAUACGACUUCAAGGGUCCCGGUGUUGCGCAAACCCAAUACAACACCGACGAGUCGAUCAUUGGGUUCGCUCAUUCUAGCUUCAAGAUGGCUCUCCUCAAGGGACUGCCCUUGUAUAUGAGCACCAAGAACACCAUCCUUAAGAAAUACGACGGACGAUUCAAGGAUAUUUUCCAGGAGAUUUAUGACAAGGAUUACAAGAAGGAGUUUGAGGCCAAGGGUCUCUGGUACGAGCAUCGUCUUAUUGAUGAUAUGGUUGCUCAGAUGAUUAAGAGUGAGGGCGGAUUCGUCAUUGCCAUGAAGAACUACGACGGAGACGUCCAAUCCGAUAUUGUCGCCCAAGGUUUCGGUUCUUUGGGUCUAAUGACCUCCACCCUCGCCACCCCCGACGGCAGCGCCUUCGAAUCCGAAGCCGCCCACGGCACCGUCACCCGACACUAUCGCGAACACCAAAAGGGUCGCGAAACAUCCACUAACCCCAUCGCAUCCAUCUUCGCCUGGACUCGCGGAUUGAUUCAACGCGGUAAACUCGACGAUACUCCUGCGGUAGUCGCAUUCGCCGAAGCAUUGGAGCAGGCUUGUAUUGAUACUGUGAAUGAAGAUGAGAUUAUGACCAAGGAUUUGGCAUUAGCGAGAGGACGCAAGGAUCGGGAGGCGUGGGUUACGACGAGGGAGUAUUUGGAGGCUGUUGAGAAGAGGCUCAGAGGUUUUUUGGAGAAGGCUAGACUUUAG
Molecule: messenger RNA, 1248 nt
Organism: Talaromyces stipitatus ATCC 10500
Lineage: Eukaryota; Fungi; Ascomycota; Eurotiomycetes; Eurotiales; Trichocomaceae
Product: isocitrate dehydrogenase Idp1, putative
Exons: 8
Coding region: 1-1248 (415 amino acids)
Biological process (GO): isocitrate metabolic process
Cellular component (GO): mitochondrion
Molecular function (GO): magnesium ion binding; NAD binding; isocitrate dehydrogenase (NADP+) activity
Source: RefSeq, a predicted model, not a curated record